UAAACGAACAGCAGAGCUCUUCUCUGCAGUCAUGGCGUCCCGAGAGAGAGAAGUACAGGAGUCGCUCCUCACGGCAUCUGAGGACGAUGAUGUGGAGGAAACAGCCUAUGAAUCCGACGAGAAGGUCAUAAUUUCAAUCUCUGACGAGGAUUCAGAAACGGCGGAGGACGAAGCGCCUCCACCCCCUUUCUCAUGGCGGAAGCUAUGGCGCUUCACGGGCCCCGGAUUCCUCAUGUCCAUUGCUUUCCUCGACCCGGGAAACCUGGAGGGCGACCUUCAGUCCGGAGCGAUUGCGGGAUACAGUCUUCUUUGGCUCCUUCUUUGGGCGACGGUGAUGGGGCUUUUGAUUCAGCUUUUGUCGGCGAGGCUUGGGGUGGCGACGGGGCGGCAUCUUGCGGAGCUUUGUCGGGAGGAGUAUCCGAGAUGGGCGGGGAUUGUGUUGUGGCUUAUGGCGGAGCUUGCGCUUAUUGGGGCUGAUAUUCAGGAGGUUAUUGGUAGUGCGAUUGCUAUUAGAAUACUGAGUGGCGGGUUUAUUCCUCUGUGGAGCGGUGUUGUUAUUACAGCCCUUGAUUGCUUUAUUUUUCUGUUCCUUGAGAACUAUGGAGUGAGAAAAUUGGAAGCUUUUUUUGCUCUUCUUAUUGCAACCAUGGCGAUUUCCUUCGCUAUAAUGUUUGGUGAAGCUAAGCCCAGUGGGAAGGAUCUUCUUAUCGGUGUUUUGGUUCCAAAACUCAGUUCCAAUACCAUAAAGCAGGCUGUGGGUGUAGUAGGGUGUGUUAUUAUGCCCCAUAAUGUUUUUUUGCAUUCUGCUCUAGUACAAUCUCGAAAGGUUAACAUCAAGCGGAGAAGCCGAGUUAGCGAAGCAAUGAGAUAUUACUCCUUAGAAUCUGCUGCAGCUCUUGCUAUUUCCUUCAUUAUCAACAUCUUUGUUACCACAGUUUUUGCAAAAUCAUUUUAUGGUACUAAAAUAGCUGCUGAUAUUGGCCUUGAGAAUGCUGGACAAGUUCUACAGGAGAAGUAUGGGACUACUUUGUUUCCUAUACUCUAUAUUUGGGGGCUAGGAUUGUUAGCAUCUGGGCAGAGUAGCACUAUUACAGGAACUUAUGCCGGACAGUUUAUCAUGGGAGGAUUUCUUAAUCUCCGUGUGAAGAAAUGGGUUCGGGCACUUAUUACUCGAAGUUUUGCAGUUGUGCCAGCAAUAAUAGUUGCUCUAUCUUUCGAUUCUUCAGAAUCGGCAAUGGAUGCUUUGAAUGAGUCACUUAAUGUGCUUCAAUCAAUUCAAGUGCCUUUUGCACUUAUUCCUCUUAUCACACUAGUAUCAAAGGAAGAAGUUAUGGGUUUCUUCAAAAUUAGUCCUCUUCUCAAAGACGGAGAUCCAUCGAAGACCAUCAAUGUCCCCGAGGGCUUCGAUUACGAAGUCUAUAACCGCAACGACAUCAAUCAGAUCCUCGGUCCCAAGGCCUCCUGCAUCUAA
Messenger RNA from Phalaenopsis equestris, 1471 nucleotides. Its product is annotated as metal transporter Nramp2-like. Bases 32 to 1471 code for a protein of 479 amino acids. Gene Ontology annotation, molecular function: manganese ion transmembrane transporter activity; cadmium ion transmembrane transporter activity. The record is from RefSeq and is a predicted model, not a curated record. Gene Ontology annotation, biological process: metal ion transport. NCBI's taxonomy places the organism in Eukaryota, Viridiplantae, Streptophyta, Magnoliopsida, Asparagales, Orchidaceae. Gene Ontology annotation, cellular component: membrane. The transcript has 4 exons.